AUGGCAGCAAUCAGUUUACUUAAUCCCAAAGCUGAAUUAGCGAGGGCUUCCCAAGCACUGGCCGUGAACAUUUCUGCCGCAAAAGGAAUCCAAGAUGUGAUGAGAACUAACCUCGGUCCUAAAGGAACAAUGAAAAUGUUGGUCUCUGGUGCUGGUGACAUAAAAAUCACUAAAGAUGGUAAUGUGCUCCUUCACGAGAUGCAGAUCCAGCACCCAACUGCGUCCCUUAUCGCUCGCGCUUCUACCGCCCAGGACGAUGCCACUGGAGAUGGAACUACUUCUACCGUGCUCCUCAUUGGAGAGCUCCUGAAGCAGGCUGAUAUUUACAUUAGUGAAGGUCUGCACCCGAGGAUCCUAACAGAAGGUUUUGAUGUAGCUAGAGUGAAGGCCUUGGAAGUUCUUGAAUCAAUCAAGAUUCCCAUUGAAGUAAAGCGAUCAGAUUUACUCGAUGUUGCGAGAACAUCUCUUAAGACUAAGGUCCAUGCAAGCUUAGCUGAAGUGUUGACUGAUGCCUGUGUGGAUGCAGUGCUGACUAUCCGCGUGCCAGAGAAACCAGCUGACCUGCACAUGGUGGAGAUCAUGGAGAUGCAACACAAGACUGCUACGGAGACCACCCUCAUCAAAGGUUUGGUGAUGGACCAUGGCACUCGCCACCCUGACAUGCCAAAACGUGUUGAGAAUGCCUACAUCCUCACUUGUAACAUCUCCCUCGAGUAUGAGAAGACUGAAGUUAAUUCUGGAUUCUUUUACAAAUCUGCUGAAGACAGAGAGAAGUUAGUAGCUGCUGAACGUGACUUCAUUGACCAGAGGGUUAAGGCUAUUAUUGCUCUGAAGAAAAAGGUUUGUGAUGGCACAGACAAGAACUUUGUUGUUAUCAACCAGAAAGGUAUUGACCCUCUUUCCCUCGACGCCUUCGCUAAGGAGGGCAUUAUGGGAUUACGCAGGGCUAAGAGACGUAACAUGGAGCGUCUGGCUCUGGCGUGCGGUGGCAUCGCCAUGAACUCUGUUGAUGGCCUUAAUGAGGAGUGCCUGGGUUAUGCUGGUCUUGUGUAUGAGCAUAUUCUUGGUGAAGAGAAAUAUACCUUUGUAGAGCAGUGCAAGAAUCCCCAAUCUGUAACUAUUCUUAUCAAGGGACCCAACAAGCACACUCUUGCACAGAUCAAAGAUGCCGUCCGUGACGGCCUUAGGGCUAUCAACAAUGCCAUCGAAGAUAAGUGUGUUAUCCCAGGCGCUGGCGCCUUUGAGAUCAAAGCCAACACGGAAUUAUUGAAAUACAAGGACACUGUCAAGGGAAAAGCACGUCUGGGUAUCCAGGCUUACGCCGAAGCUCUGUUAGUAAUCCCCAAAACCUUAGCUAUCAAUUCAGGCUAUGAUGCUCAAGACACUAUUGUGAAGCUUCAGGAGGAGUCGCGCCUAAGCCCUGAUCCCAUUGGCCUCGACUUGAGUACUGGCGAAGCUAUCAAACCAACCGACUUGGGCAUCAUUGACAACUAUGUUGUUAAGAAACAAAUUGUCAACUCCUGUUCCGUUAUUGCCAGCAACCUCCUCCUUGUUGAUGAGAUUAUGAGAGCAGGAAUGAGCAGUUUGAAAGGAUAA
Molecule: messenger RNA, 1596 nt
Organism: Spodoptera littoralis (African cotton leafworm)
Lineage: Eukaryota; Metazoa; Arthropoda; Insecta; Lepidoptera; Noctuidae
Source: the annotation of a GenBank genome assembly